Xiphophorus maculatus (southern platyfish) is the source of this 4635-nucleotide messenger RNA. Its product is annotated as major histocompatibility complex class I-related gene protein-like. The coding region runs from base 241 to 1737 and encodes 498 amino acids. Gene Ontology annotation, cellular component: external side of plasma membrane. Lineage: Eukaryota; Metazoa; Chordata; Actinopteri; Cyprinodontiformes; Poeciliidae. Gene Ontology annotation, biological process: immune response. The transcript has 19 exons. The record is from RefSeq and is a predicted model, not a curated record.
UGUUUUGAAAACAAGGCAUUUGACCAUUUUUAUUUUUUGCGACAGUGGAUCAAUUGCACUACAACGAUUGGAAGUAAAAAACUAAAAUCUCUAAAGUCCGAGGAACCCUAAAAGCAUCUUAACCGAGGGGAAAAAAAACAUCGAAGCUGAAGACAACGAGGGAUCCCGGGCAAAAAAGAUAACAAAAAAUCCAAAACAAAUACAUUUCAGCUGAAGAACCUAACCUGAUUCUGGCUCGGAAUGAGUCUUCUAUCAUUUGCUGUCCUUUUUGGGACGGCAAUCACGGUGUUCAGCGAAAAGCACUCUCUCUCUUACAUCUACACGGCAUUUUCCAACCCUGUGGAUCUGCCAGGGUUUCAUGAGUUCACUGCCAUGGGAUUACUGGACAACCGAAUGAUUGACUACUAUGACAGUGACAACCAAAUAAAAGUUCCCAAACAGGACUGGAUGAAAGAGCAUCUUGAACAAGAGUACUGGGAGAAAGGCACCCAGUCCAGAAAGAGCAAGCAGCAAUGGUUCAAGGUCAACAUCGACAUAUUGAUGAAACGAAUGAGACAGAAUGACACAGACACCCAUAUUCUCCAGUGGAUGCAUGGCUGUGAGGGUGAAACUCAGUCUGAUGGGACGAUGCAGUUUGUCCGUGGGAUGGACAUGUACAACUAUGAUGGAAACGACUUUCUGUCCUUUGACGAUGACAGACAGGUUUGGGUUGCUCCCAUUCAUGCAGCAGAAGAAACCAAGAGGAAGUGGGAUGAGGUCCAGGUGCUGAAGGAAUACACCAAGGGCUACCUGGAGAAGGAAUGCAUGGAAUGGAUGAGCAAGUUUAGAGACUUUGGGAAAGAGCAGCUUCAAAGAGCCACUCCACCUACAGUGCAUUUGUUCACUCGUAAGGCCAACGUCGAGACGAACACCAUUUUGACAUGUCUGGCUACGGGCUUCUAUCCAAAAGACAUCAUUCUGCAUAUCAAAAGAAAUGGCCGGAUCCUUACUAAGGAGGACAGGGUACAGACCGAUGGAGUUCUCCCAAAUCAUGACGACACCUUUCAGAGAAGAGAUUAUGUAGAGAUCUUGAAGUCUGAUGUUGCCAAGUACACCUGUGAAGUUAAACAUCCUGCCUCUUCAAUGCACAUUGAAACGAGUUUGGAGCCCAAAGGAGAAGGAAAUUCACUCGUCAUCAUUGCUGCUAUUAUCCCUAUCCUGAUCGUGCUUGGAAUUGGUGUACUUGCUUUCCUUAAGUUUAAGACACACUAUCUUGAUUGCUCUGAAGGCUCAACUCAUUCAUGUCUAGAGUAUGUGACCACCUCCAGCACCAAUGGUCACAUGAUUCAAAACAACGGCACCAAUGGUCACAUGAUUCAAAACAACGGCACCAAUGGUCACAUGAUUCAAAACAACGGCACCAAUGGUCACAUGAUUCAAAACAACGGCACCAAUGGUCACAUGAUUCAAAACAACGGCACCAAUGGUUCCAUGAUUCAAAACAACGGUACAGGAGAUAACAGCGCUACCACACCCCUCAUGAGUGAAACUGAAGGACCUGUACACCUCUGUGCAGGUACAGAAGAUAACAGCGCUACCACACCCCUCAUGAGUAACACUGAAGGAAACGCUGGUGGAGAGGGAGACAACAACAGUCAAGAAAGUGGGAUUUCAUCUGGAGAAUCAGAUAAAAAGAGCUCAGAUGAAUCUCUUAACAAGAGUGACUCUGGAGCUGGUUCCACAGAAUCCAACGAUUAAAGGGAGACUCCUCAUUCAAGUAAUUCAGAGUUCAGUGGAAAGUGAUGAUCGUCCGAACUCUAGUCAGAUGACUGCAAACAUCGCUGCAGCCUGAAUAACCAGUUUGGAGCAUAUUUUUAACCCGUGACACGGAAACUUUGAGCACUUUUAUUCUGUUGGCUUGCCUCUGAGGCUCUUUGUAGUUAGGGAAACUGCAGUUUGAUUGAUUUUUCUUUAUGUGUGUUUAAAAAAACCGUGCUUAUUGUUCUUUAAGCUGCUUUGUCAGAUAGGAACAUAAUUAUGUUGUUAAUUUGAUUCUUGAAAUAUUACUUGGAAAUAUUAGCACACUUUUUAUUUUUAUUUUUCAAUUUCAGUUUAACAGAACUUCAUUUCAACAACUACCAAAUUUCGAGUCGGCUGUUGCAAUAGAACCUUCCUUGAACCCAUAAAAGCAUUUCAAUAACUUGGGUUAGGGAAGCUUAUUAAAUGUUGAAUCUGUUACUCACUGUCUCCCAGUAAAAACGACGUUACAAAAAUCUACUGAAACUUACAAAACCUAUACCAUUUCUUGUAAAAACUUAACAAAAUUAAAUUAUGCUCCCUCAACCUGAGCAGCAAGUGAAAAUAAAAACAAAUGUAUUUGCUUGUCAUAAUGCAAAGUAACUAACUGAAACGUUCAAAGAAAGUUUGAAGAGUAGUAGAAUGCAUAAAGUAGACAAAUCAUUCUUGGAGUUGAAAUGAUACGAGAGCUUGUACUAGUAAUAAGCUUGUUCAUUUGUCUCUCAGAUCAAUAGACAAUCUCUAAGGUGUUGGUAUUUUUCAGAGCUGAUAUUUCUAAACAGCUGGGGGAGCACAGUUUAUAGGGUUACAUUUCACUUCUACAUGUGUAUAUGCUUCAAUCGUAUUCAAACGCAGAACCACUAACAGGAAUUCAGAUGUAUUAUGGUUGUGGUUUUUCUUCUAUUGAGUGAAAAUUCAGAACAUUACUCUGUGGUGGUAGCACAGGAACGUUUAGAUCACUUUUUGCGUUUAUAUAUUGUGCAGUAAUUUUGUUGUUAUGGAUAUAUAAAGAUACUCAAGGUCAAUCACACAAUUGAAUAACCUACGUUUCCAUAGGUUGAGGUUUGUUACAUUAGAGAAGUAACUUUGUCAAUACAUGCUAAUGUAAUUGGAAUGUACUUACAAUUGAGGAAACUAAAAUUCAAGGAAAAAACAAGUUUAUGUUGAAAAUGAUAUUGCUAAAUAUUAAAAUGGGCUCCUGGAAGCUUUAAAGUACUAAAAUUUGAAUACGCUUAUAAAUUAUAUAUUUUUUUAACAAGGUCGUGCAUUUCAGAUUUAAAAUGUGAUAAAUGUAACAUAAACAAUGAGACAAUUUGGCUAACUGAAUUGAUGACUAAUGACUGAUGUUAGCAGCCAGAUUAGAGGAGUAAAAUCCGAUUUGGUUUAGACAGGCGUCUCUUUUCAUUUAGCACCAGUUGUGUAAAAAAGCAUUUCGAUAACAUUAGAUGGGUGGAAAGUUUCAAAUAAACUCUUUAGUUUUUAAGAACAUUUAAAGUUCUCCACGAAAACAGAUAAAUGAAACAUGCGCCACAAGCUUAUUAUUGUUACACAAUACAAGGAAGUAGGUAGAAAAAAAAAACAUCUUCAAAUCAGAAAGACAUGGUGGAGCGUUCACUGAUCUCUGUAAAUCUGAACAUUUCAAAUGUUCUUCUGAGCCUAAACUCUAUCGACUUAAACUGCAACUGAUAUGAAAGCAAAUGAGCCACUUUUUACAAUUUUUAUGUUUUCAUGUCUAAUCAUAAUGAUAUUUAAUUUAAGUAUCAAAGUAAGUCAAGUGUAAAUAUUGUUAUUAGGGCUGAAAAAUAAAUCGAUGCGAUUGCGUAAUCUGAUUUUUGAAGAUUUUAUUUUUGAAGAAUCUGGAUUUUUUUUGUCAUCAAUUUUCUCUUUGGGUUUCUGUAGUUCACUGAAGUCAGCCCCCCACCCCCUCAGUGCCAACCAUCUUGUUUUACAAGCCUGAUUUACUGCUUGUAUUUUAAUUGGACUUUGAAGUCAGGUCUACUCCCAGAAGGGAUGACUGAAAUAAAAGCAAGUUUUAAAAAUAUUUAGUUUAUUUUGUAAUGUCUUUUUAAGAAAAGAAACAAGAAAAAUACAUUAAAAUUGUAUGGUGUAUGAAAAAAUUUGAGAUCCCAUUUUAAGUCGUAUUGCCCAGAUCACAAAACAUUUUUGCUUUUUAUCCACUUUAAUAAGUUUCUCCUUUGUUAUUAUUUUUGUUCAUUUCAAGAUGAAUCAGGUUCCAAAAUGGCUAUAAAAUGAAAGCGCAUCAAAUAUGAACUUGUAAAGAAAUUAAGUCUUGUAAAAUACAAAUCUGUUUUGGUUACACUUUAAUAAGAAAAUAGUUGUCAAACUCAAUGUAUCUGUAUUUGUUUGGAGCUAUUUGAAAAUGUUUUUAAUUGACUUUAAUUUUGUGUGUUUUUCAAUUACUUGUGUCUUACUGUAGAUUACCUGGGUAUUUGAAGUUCUUCGUCUGUAUUUUUAAUUGUUUUUAUGUUAAUAAAUCAGAAAAAUAUUCACAGAUUGAUAAUUGGUAGCAAUAAAAUUUUGGAGAACUGAAUUAAUGCUGCAGUUAACAAACCCAAAACAUUUUGCAAACUCCCAUUUUUUGUUUUAUAAUGAUUUAUUGAUUCUAAUUUUAAUUAAAAUUUUAUUAAAUCAGGCUUAAAAUCGAGCUUUAAAUCUGAAUGUUUUAAGCUUUGCAAUUUUAUGUUUUUUGUCAUCUAUGAAUUAUCUUUUCUGAUUGUGGUUUAGUUGAGCUGUAAAAAAAAAUCUGAAUAUUUCAUGUUGCUAGAAAAAAGUACACAGUUUGGAAUGGCUCAUGGUUGUUUAUCUUCAAUAAAAUAUAUUUUAUGAAAAAUCUUGAAA